Messenger RNA from Mugil cephalus (flathead mullet), 1837 nucleotides. RefSeq names its product coiled-coil domain containing 77 (gene ccdc77). NCBI's taxonomy places the organism in Eukaryota, Metazoa, Chordata, Actinopteri, Mugiliformes, Mugilidae. The transcript is spliced from 13 exons. The record is from RefSeq and is a predicted model, not a curated record. The coding region runs from base 220 to 1701 and encodes 493 amino acids. Gene Ontology annotation, cellular component: centrosome.
UGUCUGCGCAACAUCCCACCGAUAGAGAGACACCUGAGCCAGCGGCAGCCAGUAAACUGCCGCAAGAUGGCGACAUAACUUCUGCGCUUCGCUUCUGUUUCCCACGAAGAAGACACAGAGGCGUAAACUUCCGGUUUUCAAAACCAUAACACCGCCGCUGCUCUCAACGUCCGAAGAAGAGCUUUAAAAAAAGACUGAUAGUGCUUUGCCAUUGUCAGGAUGGGUUCUCCAACCAAACAGACCACACCACAAAGAGCAAACAUUCGUACCCCGGGGAAGGAGCAGGACUCCCCACUUCCCCCAAUCCACGAGCGUCUAGCGUACCUGCGUCCCUCCAGGGAGCUGCUGGAGUUCUACAGACAGAAGAUCGCACAGUUUGAUAGCGAACAUGAGGAGCUGCUGCAGAUGCUGGAGAAGUGUAAAGGCAUCACAGAAGACCAGCACAAGCUACAGUGGGAAGUACGGCAGCGUGAGGGAGAGAUCACAGAGCUGCAAAAUGCUCUGAGUGACAUGCAGGUGUAUCUUUUCCAAGAGAGAGAGCAGUCUCUGCGGCUCUAUGCAGAAAAUGACAGACUGAAGAUCAGAGAGCUGGAGGACAGGAAAAAAAUCCAGCACCUUCUUGCCCUUGUGGGUCCUGAUGCAGGAGAGAUCACAUAUUUUCACCGAGAACCUCCUCACAAGGUCACUAUUACACAGAGGAAACCAGAGUCCAGAUUGGAGGAAAAUCUCAAUCUCAGGCCAACACAGUCAAGACCUGCUGCAGCUAGGAAAGCAGAUAGUACCAGGAGAACAAAAUCAGCAGAGGGGAUAAAGGGAGAGAGCUUGGAACAAUACAAGAAUGACAACCAGACGUUGCUGCUACAGGUGGAGGCGCUGCAGGCCCAGAUGGAAGAACAGACUCGUCUAGCGAAAGAGCAAGUUGAGACUCUGCUGGAGGAUCGAAGGAUUAAAACGGAGGAGGCUCAGGCACGACGACGGAAGGACCAGGAACGCAUCACUUCUCUGACUGACAAACUCCAGCGGACUCAGAACCUGUUGCACGAGAGCACCAGAGAUUACUUGCAGCUGAAGUUUGAGACACGGGCUCAUGAGAAGAGCUGGAUGGUGGAGAAGGAUCGGCUGCUGAGGGAAUUGGACUCUGCACAGAACCGUCUGAGAAAAGCCGGGUCUGCCGGCCCCGAGUCGGGGCGAACGUGGCAUCCGAGCAGCAGCACAGCCAUGCUGCUCUCUCGACCACAGCCAGAGUCACAGCAGCCACACAAGGAGGAGCUAAAGGCGCUGCAGGAGGACCUGAAACAAGCACAUCGUCUAGCAGAGAUGUACAGGGAGCAGUGUAUCACUAUGGAGACAGAACUGUCCCAAAUCAGAGAGGAAGGGGACGUGGGGAGGGAAAUAUUUAAGGAGCGUUCAGACAAAAUGGCCAAGCGUCUCCAGCUGAUGACUCAGCGUUACGAGGCUCUGGAGAAAAGAAGGGUCAUGGAGGUGGAGGGCUUCAAGACGGACCUAAAGCACCUCAGACAGAAACUCAAAGAUGUAGAAAAACAGCUGCUCAAGGUUACCUUAAAUGUUGGGCCCAACCAGGACCUAGCCAUUCUGCAUGAAGUGCGUCAGACCAAUACCAGGACGAAGAAGGUUCAGGGGGAGCUGAUGGCACUGAAGGCUAAAAUUUAUGGUCUGGAAAACGAGCUGAGAUUCAGCUGACGCGCGAACUGAGUUGCCCUUUAUAAUAUUUUAACGUGUUAUGAGUGCCUGUUCUUCUGUGUUUAGUAUAGAAACAUGGAUUAAGUGUUCUCGUUUAUUUUGUACUUUGGACCAAUAAAAUCUUUCUUUACGUUGA